GCGUGGGCGGCGCCUCCGCCGCCGGUGACGGCGGAUACUUCAACGAUGGACGACAAGAUCUUAAUCAUAAUUAUUCAAUGGCGGUUGGUGGUUUUCAGACUUUGCCGACGAACUCGGGAUCGGAAGUUGAUGAUUCACAGGUCAUGGGGAGUGAGUUUGCUACUGAGUCCAGUAAUGAGUUGGGUUAUCCUCCGAUAAUUACUUUGGGUGUUAAUAAUAAUACAAAUUCUGAAAAAGCUAUAGUUACUGCUGUUAAUUCUGGGAGUUGUAAGAAAAUUACUGAUACUUUUGGUCAAAGAACUUCUAUUUACAGAGGGGUAACAAGGCAUAGAUGGACAGGAAGAUAUGAAGCUCAUCUAUGGGAUAAUAGUUGUAAAAGAGAAGGUCAAGCAAGAAAAGGGCGUCAAGUGUACUUAGGUGGAUAUGACAAGGAGGACAAAGCAGCAAGAUCUUAUGACUUGGCAGCUCUAAAGUAUUGGGGUACAUCAGCCACAACCAAUUUCCUUGCUUCGGAUUAUACCAAAGAAAUAGAGGAAAUGAAGCACAUGACGAAGCAAGAAUUCAUCGCCUCCCUAAGAAGGAAAAGUAGUGGUUUCUCGAGAGGAGCUUCUAUGUAUCGCGGUGUGACAAGGCAUCAUCAACAAGGCCGAUGGCAAGCACGAAUCGGUCGUGUUGCAGGGAACAAGGAUCUGUACUUGGGAACAUUCGCUACAGAGGAGGAAGCAGCAGAAGCAUAUGACAUAGCAGCAAUCAAAUUCAGGGGAUUGAAUGCAGUGACAAAUUUCGAAAUGAACCGAUACGACGUUGAGGCCAUCAUGAAAAGUUCACUCCCGAUAGGCGGAGCAGCAAAACGCUUGAAGAUCUCUCUUGAAUCGGAGCAGAAACAGUCGUUGAACGAUACGUACCAGCAGACUCUACACAACAGUGUCAACAAUAGCAGCAGCAAUAACAGCAUCAAUUUUGGGGCGAUUUCCCCUGUUUCAGCUAUCCCCUGUGGACUGCCAUUCGAUGCGAACCAACCUUAUUACCACCACAGCUUCUUCCCACACCUCCAGUACUCGAGCAACGAUGGUGGUGCUUCAGAUCAUACUUCUGGUACAAUGCCAUUGCUUCCAGCACCCGCGGAGAUCUUCAUCUGGCCGCAUCAGUCCUAUUAGAUUAGCGCGUUUAGCGCAUUUGUUUAGGCUAAUUAAAAUUAACUUUCUGACUUUGCAAAAAAAAAGUGUUAGCAUUGGCUAUGAUUAACAAAUAUGUAGAAGCUUAUCUUCAACAGUUGCAGUAGUAGAUGCAUGUUGAUUAGGUACUUAGUGUCACGGACUUAGACUUCCACUGACGCUCCGUGCUGGGUUGGGAGAUUAUUAUUGCAAACUCUUGUGGGAAAAUUUUGUUUGUCUUGUUUCCUUCACAUUAUAGAGUUGCUAUUAG
Messenger RNA from Solanum tuberosum (potato), 1425 nucleotides. RefSeq names its product AP2-like ethylene-responsive transcription factor AIL6. Bases 78 to 1157 code for a protein of 359 amino acids. The transcript is spliced from 8 exons. The record is from RefSeq and is a predicted model, not a curated record. Gene Ontology annotation, molecular function: DNA binding; DNA-binding transcription factor activity. NCBI's taxonomy places the organism in Eukaryota, Viridiplantae, Streptophyta, Magnoliopsida, Solanales, Solanaceae. Gene Ontology annotation, biological process: regulation of DNA-templated transcription.